Molecule: messenger RNA, 2651 nt
Organism: Mauremys mutica (yellowpond turtle)
Lineage: Eukaryota; Metazoa; Chordata; Testudines; Geoemydidae
Gene: FOXI2
Product: forkhead box I2
Exons: 4
Coding region: 1508-2434 (308 amino acids)
Biological process (GO): anatomical structure morphogenesis; regulation of transcription by RNA polymerase II; cell differentiation
Molecular function (GO): DNA-binding transcription factor activity, RNA polymerase II-specific; RNA polymerase II cis-regulatory region sequence-specific DNA binding
Source: RefSeq, a predicted model, not a curated record
GCAGGAACAUGGAUGGUGUGCAGCUGGCUGACAGAGCUACAGAAGCCAGGAAGAACGAGAAGGAGCCCUGAGCUUGUUGCUAGGACUUCAUUGUGACAAGGCCCUGAGCCUGGGACACAUGAGGAGCUGCCUUGUAUGGAUCUCUUAUUUGGAAAGUGGAAGUGCUAUGCUGCUGAAUAAAUAGCUGUGAGGUGCAGUGAACUCACCCACUACAGAUUCAUAAUCACUGGCAUCACAGAGGCCCACCUGCCAAAAAGUGAUUAAGUCACUGUAGAAGGAGCAACCUUCCUCCACUCCAAUGAUCCAUAGUGUACUCAAGGUGUGGCACUUGUUAGACAACCUCUGGUACAGACCUUAAUCCUCAUGCUUACUUUAUGCUCAGCUUCAACACCAUUAUGGACAUUUAUCUGUCCUUGUGGCCUAUGCACCAAAAGAAGAUGUAUCACCUGUGGAAAAGGACACAUUUUACCACCACCUAACUGAAAAAAUCCAGUCUAUUCCACCAUGUGACACACUGCUAAUGCUCAGAGACUUCAGUGCUAUGACUGGCUGUGAUCAAACUGGGUAUGAAACCCUGAUAGAUCCCUGUGGUUUGGCCUUCCCAAAUGACAAAACCACUCAACUUCCAACACUGUGUAUUGCUGAUGACUUGUCUGUCACGGGUUCCUGGACACUGCAAUAACCAUCAUUGGACCUGUUUUUCAAACAAUGAACAUGCCAUGAAAGAAACUGACCACAUCCUCAUCAGACAUUGCUCCAUAGUGAUAUUUCAGUGGGUUGUCAGCAAUGCAGAGGAAGCAGGAAAUGCACACCAUACACUAGCUGUUACUCAGCUCUCAAAGCAUCUUCCAUCCGCUCACAAGCCAGACAUCCACCACCAGUACAACACCAACAUCUUUCCAAGGAUCCUGUUAAAGCCAUGAAAUGCACACAAGCCACUGAAGAUCACAUAUGUAAUCUCAGAACCCUUUUGGACAACACAGAGAUUAUCUGGAGUGGUAUAUGUAGUGCUAUAUCAUGCUGCAGCAAGCUGAAAUAAUCCGCUUCAGAUGGUUGCACAAGAAACCUUGGCUUUCUAAAGAGGUGUUUGGAUGCUUCAGCCUUUUAACUAAUAUAUCAAGCAGAAAGAGAUCCGUGAAUGUAAACAACUGAAAGGCAUUUUCCAGGCCAUGGUAAAAUGUGGCCGUGAGAUCUACAUCAAUUCCCUAGCCAGCGAAGCAGAGGACAGCCUAAAGCACAGCAAUCUGCAUUCUGCCGACAGAGCUAUCACAUGCUUAGCUGGUGUCAUAAACUGUCUUAACAUUCCUAUCAGAAAACCAAAUGGUUCUCCCUGUUCAUCAGCAAAGUCCUGGACAGAUUGAAAACACAUUCUGAAGGUGUGUAGAACCAUGCACUUGCUGAUGACCAUCCAGAGCUACGUGACCUAGCAAACCAUAGGGCUGCAGACCCAGGGAUGAUUUCUGAUUGACAGUUAAGGAAGUAUAAAAGGCCAUCUGAAAGUUACAGAAUGGAUGUGCUGAUGGACCUGCUGAUAUUCCACCUGAACUUCCAAAGGUGUCUUGAAACCAGUUAUGGGACCAGCCAGAGACAGUUCCUGGCCCCUGCAUCGGGCUUUGCAGGAGCAGAUCUCAGCUGGUUGUCUCUUUCCAGCCAGCAGGAGUUUUUUAAAAUGGUGAGGCCCCCCUACUCCUACUCGGCUCUGAUCGCUAUGGCCAUCCAAAACGCUCCGGAGAAGAAGUUGACCUUGAGUCAGAUUUACCAGUACGUGGCCGAAAACUUCCCUUUUUACAAGAAGAGCAAAGCUGGCUGGCAGAACUCCAUCCGGCACAACCUGUCCCUCAACGACUGCUUUAAGAAAGUCCCCAGGGAUGAAGACGAUCCAGGGAAAGGCAAUUACUGGACCCUGGACCCGAACUGCGAGAAAAUGUUCGACAACGGCAAUUUUCGAAGGAAGAGGAAAAGGCGCUCGGACGCGCACGGGUCCGGCGCCCCAGGAGUGCCUGGCAAAGCGGAAGACAAGAGCGGCGGUGCCUUGAAGUCUCCAGACUCCUCCAGCCCGAUGGGCCUGGGCGCCCCUGCACCGCAGAACUCCCCCGGCUCCGGGAGCGGCCCCAAAUCCUCCCCCACGCCGGCGCUCGAGCGGAGCCCGUGUUUCUCCAGCUUUGCCUCCAACAUGCGGGCCAUUGUCAAUGGGAACCACGGCCUCGGCAGGCAGCUCUCGGGAGAGUUUGCACACGGAAGGCAAGAUGUGCCUGCUCUGAGUUCCUGCGCCGCUCCCAGCAGCGGCGCUGCCCAGAACUCCCAGCUGAGUCCCCCGGCCCACUCGAGAAUGAGCUACUGUGCCAGCGGGCAGCAAAGUGGGCUCAGCAUCCCUCUCAUUAACAACUUCAGCGUCAAUCAGCUGAUCUAUAGCAGGGACGGGACAGAAGUUUGAAUUGACUGUGAAAUAACUUCGGUGCAAAUCACAGAAGCCAUGUUCUGUGCCUAGAAGUUUGUAUAUACCAUGGUACUCAGAACAGUUUCUUGUUAGUUAUUGUGCCUUAGAACACACACGUAUAGACUGAGGUGUCCCCACACCCAGAAUCUUAUUCAGUAGUUUGUUUACAGUAUUGAUACUAUGCAUACAGAUCUAGACGAUUGACCUUAACAAA